Molecule: messenger RNA, 1580 nt
Organism: Malania oleifera
Lineage: Eukaryota; Viridiplantae; Streptophyta; Magnoliopsida; Santalales; Ximeniaceae
Product: heat stress transcription factor A-2-like
Biological process (GO): regulation of transcription by RNA polymerase II
Cellular component (GO): nucleus
Molecular function (GO): RNA polymerase II cis-regulatory region sequence-specific DNA binding; DNA-binding transcription factor activity
Source: RefSeq, a predicted model, not a curated record
CCAAAUCUCAAAUCCAAACCCUCUCCCUCUCUCUCUCUCUCUCUCUAGCUCCGUUUCACACACACUCUCUCUCUGCUCAAUUUUCGGUGUCAUGGAAGGAGUGGCGGUGCCUGUGAAAAAGGAGAUUAUCGUGGUGCCUGAUUACGCCGGCCGUACUGGCGGCAGUGAUGUUGUCGAUAUCGGCAGCGGUGGCGGAGACGGUGGAACCGGUAGUGGGUCGUCGUCGUCUUCGUCUUCGCCGGCGCUGGUGUUGCCGAGGCCCGUGGAGGGGUUGCACGAGCUCGGUCCGCCGCCGUUCCUGACAAAGACGUUCGACAUAGUUGAGGACCCGGAGACGGACCAGAUCGUGUCAUGGGGUGUCAGCGGCCGGAACAGUUUCGUCGUCUGGGACGCGCACGAGUUCGCCAGCACUCUGCUUCCCAGAUUCUUCAAGCACAGCAACUUCUCCAGCUUCAUUCGCCAGCUCAACACUUACGGCUUCAGAAAGAUCCACACGGAGCGAUGGGAGUUUGCAAAUGAAGGAUUUCAGAAGGGGAAAAAGCAUUUGCUGAAGAACAUCAAGAGGAAAGUACAACACAAUACGCAGCAACAAGGAGCAAAAACAACCUGUGUUGAACCAUCCAAAGCUGGUCUGGAAGCCGAGCUUGAGAGAUUGAAGAACGACCAGAACAUAUUGAAAAUAGAAAUCCUGAAACUGAGGCAGCAACAGAAGAGCUCACAGAACCAGCUCUCCGUCUUCGAACAUCGCAUACAAUGCACCGAGUGCAAACAUUGGCAAACAUGUGUUUUCCUCUCCAAAGCAGCUAAGAAUCCUUUCUUUGUCCAACAAUUAAUCCAGCAGAAGAAACAGAAAAGACAAUUGGGCGGCAUUGAAGUUGGAAUGAGCAGAUUGGUUGUGACAGAGAGUAGUGAAAUUUCUGCAGAGCUCAAUUUAAGAAACAAAGAUCAGGAAGAAGACCCAACUGUUGAAUCCAGAAGGCAGACUUUGUUCUCCUCUACCAUGGAUGAUGAAUCGGGCAACUCUGUUCAGGACAAGAGCGUUGGUGCAUUUUCUGAGAAGAGCUACCCAGACUUGCUUUCUGUCAACUCUCUUAUGUUGGAGAAAUAUCUAGAUGAGUGUGAGAAUGAAGCAGCUAAUGCACUGGCUGGGAAUCAAUCAGAAGUGCUCGAGUUGGAAAACUUGAUUCAGAAGCCCUUAGAUUGGGCUGUAAGAGAUGCACUGUGGAGCAAAUUAGAAGGAGUUGAAGAUGCAGAUAGAUCAGUGGAUGAGCAUUUUGUUCCUUUCUAGAGAGACCCAUGUUCAUAUCUAUGAAGCUAUUGUUCAUUCUACCCAUCCUCUUGUGAGGCUGUAUGGUACACAGGCUAGGGCGCGGUUUCUCUUUACGUUCCUUUUUCCUCUAUAAUGUUAUGCAUUACCUUUUACUUUAGUGUUUGAUUGAGGUCUUUCAUAUCUUUGAUUUCUGCUUGUAAAUCCAGUCUGUGCACCAUUAGUUCAAGAAUGUUGUAGUCAUGGACUUUUCUAUGUUUGUUGAUUGUGAAGUUAUUUUUUAACAAUGAAAUGUGUGUGUUAUCCAGUGUUA